AUGAUCAUGGUCGCCCGUGAACGCAUUCCCCUGGUCGGUCGAAAGUACGCGACAAAGCUAGGAAAUCUGACUCUCAAGACUAAUUCCAACGUCGAGAAUUCACUCAUUUUCAGCCUAAAGACCGUGAUUGCGUCAAAUGCCUUAGUCAAGAUGGACUGGACUAUCAGGAGGCAAUAUAAGACACUCCGCGGGGACAGAGAGUAUAAAAUGGAACUCGCCUUUGACACAGCCGUCGACGUGGUGGCCAACGACCAAGAUAUGGUUAUUCUACUCGGAGACACAAACGGGGAAACUCCAAGCCGACUGGUGUGGAUGGUCGACGCCGAAGGGUACCAUAUCGAAUGCGCCGAGAAAACAGCGAAGGAUCAUGAGAAAGUGAGGGCUAUUGCCUAUAUUGAGCUUAUUCCAAAUUAG
This is a messenger RNA of Penicillium concentricum, 414 nucleotides long. RefSeq lists its product as uncharacterized. The transcript has a single exon. Lineage: Eukaryota; Fungi; Ascomycota; Eurotiomycetes; Eurotiales; Aspergillaceae. The coding region runs from base 1 to 414 and encodes 137 amino acids. The record is from RefSeq and is a predicted model, not a curated record.